Molecule: messenger RNA, 2409 nt
Organism: Xenopus laevis (African clawed frog)
Lineage: Eukaryota; Metazoa; Chordata; Amphibia; Anura; Pipidae
Gene: ncbp3.L
Product: nuclear cap binding subunit 3 L homeolog
Cellular component (GO): nucleus; cytoplasm
Molecular function (GO): mRNA binding; RNA cap binding; RNA 7-methylguanosine cap binding
Source: RefSeq, marked provisional
CCUUCUAGCCUGUUAACACUCCUACUCUAUAGUCACCGGGGUUUGUGGAAACUGGUUGUGUUCGCAGCGGCUAUCAGCGUGAAAUGGCGGCGGUGCGAGGGCUUCCGGUGUCGGUAAAGGCGGGCGGCGGCGCUGAGCCUGAACCCAUGGAAGUGGAAGAAGGGGAGGUGGAGGCCGCAGCGGGUCGGACUUCUCCGGUGGAGGCAACAGCGGACCAGACUUCCCCACGGGAGGUGGUACCGGGCAGCGAUCGUCGCUAUGAGAACAGGGCCGGAACAUUUAUCACUGGGAUUGAUGUCACUUCAAAGGAGGCUAUUGAGAAAAAGGAACAGAGAGCAAAGCGCUUUCAUUUUCGAGCGGAAGUCAGUGAUGAUCAAAGGAAUGUUGUACUAGAUCGAGAGAUGAUGAGAAAAGUCCCCAAAGUCCGCCUAGAAACUCUUUAUAUCUGUGGUGUUGAUGAGAUGAGCACUCAGGAUAUCUUUGCUUUCUUUAAGCAAUACCCUCCAGGAUACAUUGAAUGGCUGGAUGACAGCUCUUGUAAUGUUGUGUGGCUGGAUGAGGUGACUGCGUCUCGUGCUCUGUUAAACCUAAGCAGCAAGCCUACUAAUGAAAAAGGUCAAAGAAAAAAAGAUGGGGAGCACCGUUCUGCCAGAUCCAAAAAGGACAGGCUUGAUGACAGCCCACAGAGCUCUGGAGAUGAGACGGAGGAAGGUGAAGUAGAAGAGGACAAUCCCAAUGAUGCAGAAGUUGAAACUGAAAACAAAUCGGAGAACCCACCAGAAACACUUUCCCAAGCUGAGCAGGCAUCUAUAUUGAAAAACGACCUCCGACCUUCCAUUAAGACAGUGAAAGGAAAUCGUCUGUACAUGAGAUUUGCCACUAAAGAUGACAAGAAAGAGCAUGGAGCAGCAAGUAAAAGCCAGUACUAUAUGAAAUAUGGAAACCCUAACUACGGAGGGAUGAAGGGUAUCCUCAGCAACUCAUGGAAGAAAAGAUACCAUUCCCGGCGCAUUCAAAGAGAUGUAAUAAAGAAGAGGACUUUCAUUGGGGAUGAUGUUGGUUUAACACCAACUUACAAGCACCACCACUCAGGUUUGGUGAAUGUUCCAGAAGAGCCCAUUGAGGAAGAAGAGGAGGAGGAAGAAGAGGAGGAAGAUAUGGACGAGGAUGAUCGUGUGGUAGAAUACAGAGAUGAGCUUCAGGCAUUUAAAAGGGAACGGGAAGGCGCACGGCGCUGUGCAGCCAGCAACUCGGACUCCGAUGAGAUGGACUAUGAUUUGGAACUGAAAAUGAUCUCCACACCUUCACCAAAAAAGAGCAUGAAGAUGACUAUGUAUGCCGAUGAGGUUGAGUCUCAGCUCAAAACUAUUAGACACUCUAUGAGGUCUGAUUCCGCAGGCAACAGUGUGAAAAGCCGAAUUGGCAGCAAAUCACAUUCUGAGAAACCAGCUGAUGUGCGGCUGAUACUAGAAGAGAAAAGGCAAAGCACAGCAUCAAGGCAACAAAGCAGCAGCAGUGGGAAAUCAGAUGUUCGCCAAAGACUUGGAAAGAGGGCGCAUUCCCCUGAAAUAAGGAAAACGUUAAGUAUAGCUCCCACAUCCCGAAGAGAACCAUUGUCUGACGUACACAGCCGACUGGGUCUCCCAAAACAGCCUGAAGGAAAAGGACUGUACUCGGACAGCAAGGAAAAGAAAACAGGAAGUCUUUGGAAUCGCUUAGGAACUGCUCCAAAAGAAAAGGACAGAGCCAGUGAAAAGUCGGGGGAGAAAUCCCAGGCAGCCCCAGAAGAGGAGGACUCUGCAUUACAGCAAGCCUGGGGAGCUCUCAUCAAGGAGAAGGAGCAAAUCCGGCAGAAAAAAAGCCGCCUGGACAACUUGCCUUCAUUACAAAUAGAGAUCAGCCGGGAAAGCAGCUCCGGCUCAGACACAGACUCCUGAUGACUUUUCACUGCUGCUGGACUAAAGCUUCUAAAGCAUGGCAGCCGCCCGAAAAAUGUGCCCCUCUGCCUUUCACAAACCAUUAUUUUAUAUUGAAGCUGAGACGCCAGUAGUAGCAGUGGUGUUCUCAAUGCGCCUUUAUAUCUCCCAUUACCAGUCAUUAAACAGUACCUAAUGGUAAUUAGUGAGCGUUUGCAGUUUCUUUGUAUUUGCUGUUAUGGAAAGGAGGAUCAGUGCAGAGUUUCUCUUUGUAUCUGUCCUCCUCUCGUUCAGAGCAAUGCCUCGCUGCCUUCAUUAGCUGCAAAUGUGCGUCUUUUUGUUUUUUUAUCUUGUCCUGUUUUUAUUUGCUUCCUGUUAGGAUACCCGCUAGAACUCUUAUUUAUACUGCUGUAUAAGACUCAAUCCAGUAUAUGAUUUAUUUCAUAUGCGUAAAAUCUAUAGGAAUAAAACCAGAUGUUUGCUUCUUCCAGUA